Messenger RNA from Durio zibethinus, 1423 nucleotides. RefSeq names its product NAC domain-containing protein 83-like. The record is from RefSeq and is a predicted model, not a curated record. NCBI's taxonomy places the organism in Eukaryota, Viridiplantae, Streptophyta, Magnoliopsida, Malvales, Malvaceae. Gene Ontology annotation, molecular function: DNA binding. Gene Ontology annotation, biological process: regulation of DNA-templated transcription.
AAGCAAGGAAAGGGGAGAGGGAAGAGCUUGAGUGUGAUUUACGCCAAAAGGGUCGUCCUUAUUCUAUUCCCCUCUUAAGACGCCCCUCCUUCCCCUUCAACAUCCCUGUUACUAUAAAAUAAAAAAAAAGCCACAAUUUCCCUCCCAUAUGCCCACCUCUCUGUCUGAUAACAAUUAGUAUAACUUUUCCUUUCCUUUUAUAUCCUGAUUUCUUUCCCCUUUUAUUUUCCUUCUUGUUCUUGUUCCCCUUGUUGAUAUUCUCUGUUGCUUUGAGGGAAUAUAAGAAGUUAAAGGUGGAUGCUUGAAUCGUAUGCUUAUUUGGGCGUUUGAAGACUCCCUCUUUUUCGUUUUGUUUUGAGCCAAGUGUUGUUGUUAAGCUACUUCAGGGCUUCUUGGUUUUCUGCUCCUUUUUGUAUUUUUUUUCUUCUUUUGGAGAUGGAGAAGCUUAAUUUUGUAAAGAAUGGUCUGCUUAGAUUGCCUCCUGGGUUCCGGUUCCAUCCUACUGACGAAGAGUUAGUGGUUCAGUACUUAAGAAGAAAGGUGCUUGCUUGGCCGUUACCCGCCUCUAUCAUUCCUGAAUUUGAUGUUUGCAAAGCUGAUCCUUGGGAAUUGCCAGGUGAUUUGGAGCAAGAAAGGUACUUUUUCAGCUCUAGAGAAGCCAAGUAUCCCAACGGGAAUAGAUCCAACAGAGCCACAAUUUCAGGUUAUUGGAAAGCAACUGGAAUUGACAAACAAAUUGUAACUUGUAGGAGCAACCAAGUGGUGGGUAUGAAGAAAACUCUGGUUUUUUAUAGAGGAAAGCCCCCGCAGGGAUCUAGGACCGAUUGGGUCAUGCAUGAAUAUCGCCUUGUUAGCGCUGAGGCAUCAGCUUGCAAUGCCCCGCAUAAGAAGAACCAAUCUCAGAGCCAUGUGGCGCCAAUGGAAAAUUGGGUGCUGUGCCGCAUAUUUUUGAAGAAAAGAAGUAGUACUACUAAAAACGAUGAUGACAGCAAGCAACCUUGCAACGGGAACGGAGUUCGUAAACUAAGGACAUGCAGACCUGUUUUCUAUGAUUUCCUGACCAGCAAGGACAUGACUGACUUAAAUCUUGCCCCUUCUUCCUCGUCCUCUGGCUCCAGUGGGAUCACACAAGUUUCCAAUAAUGACACUGAUGACCACGAAGAAAGCGUUGGUUGCAGUAGUUUUCCUUAUUUCAGAAGAGAACCUUAAAAACACACUUCACGCUUUUCUUUUCGAGCCUGUAUCAAUAGUUGGCGUUCUGAUUAGCCAAUCACAAUAACCUCUUUUAAAGAGAAAGAAAUCUAGUGUUUGGUAAUUUAAUCUCCUUUGUCUAGUGAUUAUUGUUGGGUUGGGCUUCAUGUUCAAACAUGAUUAAAAACUCCAUGGAAAUAAAUUAAACUAAACGAGAAGAUAAUCGAUCACA